Molecule: messenger RNA, 4001 nt
Organism: Rhipicephalus microplus (southern cattle tick)
Lineage: Eukaryota; Metazoa; Arthropoda; Arachnida; Ixodida; Ixodidae
Gene: Scamp
Product: secretory carrier membrane protein
Biological process (GO): protein transport
Cellular component (GO): trans-Golgi network membrane; recycling endosome membrane
Source: RefSeq, a predicted model, not a curated record
UUGCUUGCCGUUUUUCGUCCGGCUUCGAGAGUAUUUCUCGUCGUCACUUCUUGGGCGCAGUUGUUGCGAGGUUACGCGAGAUGAUCUGUUGGGCCUCCGUGCUGGAACUCCCACCUCUCGGCGAGUGGUCGGCCUAGAAAAAAGAAACGAAAGCGGGCGAGACCAAAACAAACCAACACCGGGCGCGUUCCACAUCACGAGCGGCGUGACUGCGUAAGUCUACCCCGCCACAAUGUCGGGCCUGGACUCCAAUCCGUUCGCGGACCCGCACGCUCCCAGCCCGUUCGCCGAUCCGGCCGUCACGCAAGUGACAAGCCGCAGCCAGCAGGCGCAGUCCGGGUUAGGCCUAGAGGACUACAACCCGUUCGCCGAACCGGCGCAACCACGACCACCGACUACCACGAGUCCGCCCCAGUACAGGCCUUCGACGGCGGCUACGCCGGCUGCGGUCGUCCAACCAGCCGUCAUGCAAGCCGUCGCGGAACCGCCUCCGGCCUACACGGCGGGCGGUGCUCAGUCGACCACGAUCUCCACGGCGGAGCUGCAGAAGCGUCAAGAGGAACUCGAAAAGAAGGCGGCCGAACUGCAAGCCCGGGAAGAGGCCCUCCGCGGCGCGGCUUUCAACGCGCGGGCCAACAACUGGCCUCCGCUGCCGGAAAAGUGCUGCGUGGCGCCCUGCUUCUAUCAGGACAUCGGGGUCGACAUCCCGCUCGAAUUCCAGAAGAUAGUGCGCACCGUCUACUACUUGUGGAUCUUCUACGUGCUCGUGCUGGUGCUCAACUUCCUGGGCGGCCUGGCGAUCCUCGUCAUGGCGGGCGGCGCCACGCACUUCGGCUUCUCCAUGCUCUACAUGAUCCUCUUCGCGCCUCUCUCGUUCCUCUGCUGGUUCCGGCCGCUGUACAAGGCGUUCCGCUCCGACUCCUCCUUCAACUUCAUGGUCUUCUUCUUCGUCUUCUUUGUCCAGCUGAUCGUGAGCGUCAUCUACGCCGUCGGCAUCGGCACCACCGGAGCGUCCGGCUUCGUGGUCGCCAUCGACGCGUUCAGCAAGUCCAUCGCGCUCGGCAUCUUCCUCACCAUCGUGGCGACGGGCCACGCGGUCAACGCCGCCUGGUCGGGCAUCAUGCUUCUGCGCGUGCACCGUCUGUACCGCUCGACGGGCGCCUCCUUCGCCAAGGCGCAGCAGGAGUUCACCGCGGGCGUACUUCGCAACGAACACGUCCAGGGCGCAGCCGCGAACGUGGCCGCCGAAGCGGCGCGCACCGCGGUCCAACAGAACAUGGGGAGCCGGUACUGAGGAGGCGCCGCCGCUACUGAGAUGUCACUAGCUACCCCUCCUCACCGACACAACAAACGAAGCACCUACGCGAUUUUACCGUUUCUUCUCUUCCCUCUUGCGUGCGUGAUUGUCGUUGCUGCUUUGCAAAGAGGUGACCUAUCUUUAUUGGACAGAUGGGAGCAGGCGCCGAAUAUGUUGAACCUCCUCCCCUCUUUAUGCUGGUGUUUUAGCUCCCCGUGUUAAGGACGUCUGUCCAUCUUUUUUCCAGGCUUUUUUUUUUUUCAAUGAAAAUAAACAUAAAGCGCUGUUCUUUGAUUACAAAUGAUUCCUGUCGCCCGAGAUAUGUUCUCCUUACUUGAACUGGUCCAGCACAUCAGGGGAAGAGAAGACGGGCGAGCCAGCCAGACGAAGGGGCAAAUCGCUCUGUACUUUCAUCUGGCCAGAUAUUGUCGUGUUUCUUCCGUUUCUCCUUUCCCGUGGUGCACUGUAGCACUAAAAAUGCAGCGAACUCGUCCUGUCUUCAAUGCCUAUUAAAUGACCUCUCUUGAAUUCACUCUGUCCCGCAGUGGACUGCAAAACACCCGCAAUCAACACUCGUGUCCUGCCUGCUGUGGUGAAAGAACACGUGUGAAUGAGAAAAAAAAAAGUUUCGGUACUUUAGUUUUCUUCUUCACGUUUCUGAAUGAUGCAUGCCUCUUAAAAGUGAAGUUGCUUGUCAUAAGUUUUUUCUUCCCCUUUAUCCCUACAGAGGUGGAUGGGCAUGUUGCCUCUGUUGCAGAACCACAAUCAAGAGUUAGACAAGUGUUGUCUCCUUGCAUUUGGGCGGAGUGGGUGUAUUUUGGUGGCUUUUUCAGGGAAUGCUUGGAUAAGUCUUUAUGGGCUGCUUAAGCUGGUGAAGGAACAGCAUUUUUCUCUCCGACAACUUGAUGGCAUGUACACGAGAAAAGACUGUGGCAAGUGCUUGUUUGCCGUACAAGUUAGAUUUGUGUGCAGUUUCAUCUCGUCAGUGCGAACCUUUAUUAUUAUUUUUUUAGCGUGAAAGGUUGAGAUUCGUUUCUAGUGUGUAAUUUCAGGUCACGUUAUGGCUACUUCACAAUGCAACAUAUUGAGUUAUUUUUGCGCUGUGGAGGCUGGCUGUUUUGUUUGGGGCAAGGUACCGAAGCACGUUGCAGGCCUCUGCCCAUACUUUUUGCAGAAUGCGGGCACAGCUGAUGCGUGUUAAUUCUGUGCACUUUGUAACCCUUUGGAGGCGAAAGUUUAUGUGCAUGUGCCAGCACUGUUGAUUUUCUGGCAUGUUUGCAUGGGAAAGCCCUUUGAAGGCUCUUUGUUUUUGACUGAAGUGAGUGCUCUCCACUUUGAUGUAUCCCAAACUUGAUAUGGAGAGUGUUUUUUUUUUUUUUUUGGUCCACUAUCUGACUGAAAAGCAUGCCUGUAGAGUGGUAAUGAAGUCAGUGGCAUGCCAAUAUAAGGACUAGUCUAUCUCGAGGAACGCCCGUGUCUGAACGCCCACGGCGAAUGUUGCCUCUGCCCGCACGCCCCAAAAACACCGUCCUAAACUUCACCGCAGAAGGAUUCUUUUUUGUUGUGAAGCUCCUUAUCACUUUUAUCUUGAGUACAUGGAUGAGUAAUGACUGUGGUGGUAUUUGCUGAUAAAACUUCUGUUUGCUUGUUUUUAUAUGGUUGCUAGAUUUGGCACUGGGCUGGUCUGGUUUGCCCAUGAUCUGUAGAGCGCUACUCAAACCUUUACCACGGCCAGUGAAAACGAGAUGGAGUAGGCAUGUGUCUGAAGUGUCUUUGCCUUGUUCUCAGCUGACAUACAAGUCAAAAACGCAUGGAGCUCGGGUGAAGAACGCAAAAUUGUUGCCACGGGGGGUUCUUCGCUAUGCAUUGUUGGCAAGUGCAUAUCGCUUGCCUGUUCUAUUCGAAAUGGCAGAAGCUAAACUGAAAUGUUUGCAUAUUGGUGAGUCGGGCAUGUCUUUUAUCAUGUUGAGAGGCAGUCUUGAGAGUUUUAUAUGUUUAAUUCAUCCGUUGCUAUAUUGGGUGAUCUCAGAUUUUGCCGUUUGUCUGGCAAGUUCCCUCCGCUUUGUUCUGAUAUGUCAGUGGCUGGGAGGCGAAUGUGCACAGUGAUGUUGCAAUUAAAGACACCGUGAGAGCAGCUUUGUUCUUGUUUUUUUUUUUUUUUCGUGUUUUCAAGUGGUACUUACUGUUACUUGUAGGGCUUGAUACACAAGCAUGGGUUUUUGUAUAGAAGCAUCAACUGCUUGCAGCGUUGCAGGAAGCAGAGGCAUUGCACAUGUCUGCUGAUGGCCUUACAUAAUAAAGCAGUUUUAUUUUUCUUGUAAAUGAGCAAAAGCACUUCCUUUGAUAGGUAGUAUGGUCCAACAAUUUCUUUUUUUCGAUACAAGGAGUGUUGUGGAUUGACCACGGCAAAGGUGGGGGAAGUACUGAAAGUUGACAGUUAAACACUCCUUUUUUACAUUGCAAUCUUUAUUCUUGUGUGUGUACAUAGUUAGGGAAAAUUUGUGCAUAUGAUCAAACGUGGAAGUGUGUGGAAAGGUACAACAGGUGAUCCUCUUAGUUUUAUUUCUCCCUUUGCACGCUGGAUGUCAGCAUGUACUAUCUUGAUAAGACACUUCCCUCAGGAUGGUAGCUCGGAGGAUAUAAAUAUAUAUAUAUAUAUUUCUUGCCUCAAUGUUUGUGUUCUAAUAAAGCUUGAAGGAAGAAA